GAACGUCUUGUCUCGUUUUGGUCACCCCCUUUAUCCGUAAAAAUAAAUCAAAACUACAGCAAAUGAUGACCCAGAUGCUCAGUCCUCCACCUGAAGAGUUGGUCAAACAAUGGGAAAGUGAGCAGAAGCGACUCAGGCAGCAGGUGGUGGAGGAAGACACUGAGGACUGGCAGAGGAGCCCGGACUUCUCUGGCCUGGAGCGGAUCGGUGGCGUGGACCUCUCCUUUAUCAAAGGGGAUGAAGUCAAUGCCUGUGCCCAGCUCGUGGUGCUCAGUUACCCUGAUUUGAAGGUUCUGUAUGAAGACAGUCACAUGGUGACCCUGACGGCCCCUUAUGUCUCUGGCUUUCUAGCCUUCAGGGAAACCCCUUUCUUCCUGGAGGCGCUGCAGCGACUGAAGACCAGCCAGCCGACACUUAUGCCUCAGGUGGUGUUUGUGGAUGGGAAUGGUCUUUUCCACUACAGAGAAUUCGGCUUGGCGUGUCAUCUUGGGGUGCUGUCAGGUCUCCCCUGUGUGGGCGUGGCUAAGAACCUGUUGCAGGUGCAGGGGGUGCUUAAAGACGAAGAUCACCAGUCACAAAUUGCUGCUCUGCAAAAAGGAGGAGACAGCUUCCCACUCACUGCCGCCUCGGGCAAAGUGCUCGGAAAGGCGCUGAGAAGCUGCGAUAAGAGCUCCAAGCCUGUUUACGUCUCUGUGGGUCACAAAAUCAGCCUGGGCACCGCUGUCCGGCUGACACAGUCAUGCUGCCGCUACCGGGUACCUGAACCCAUCAGACAGGUUCAGUACGCCGGUUCUUUCUCAGCUUCAGUUCUGAAGAAGCUCUUCAGUCAGAAACCAAGAUAUGGAGACCAGCAUCCAGUCAAAAGUGAAGCUGCAGACGAUAUUUUCCAUAAACAAUGUUUCAGACUCACAGUCGACUCUCUGAACGCAGAGGAGUAGACAGAAAACAGGCCUAGACGCCUUGAAUCUCUUUAGAUAGGGAGCCUGUCUGCCAGGCAAUUAACAAAUUCCUGAGCAUGGUUCAAAAGUUCACUAGGAUCUUAAAACUUUUUAUAAAUAAUUUUAUCUAUAUUAGAAUUAACUAUAUUUCUUUAAGCAUGUUUUUAAUUAGUUACUUAUUAGAUCCAAACUUAUAGUCAUUAUUUAGCAUUACAUUUUGUGCAAGCUUGGUUAAGAAUACAAACUACUUUCUUGUGAAAACAUUUUGAGGCAGAGAUAACGCUGCAGCUGCAAUCAUAUAUCAAACUGGACAGCGGCUGGUACGAGAAGGGUUUUCUGUAUAUCUGCUUUUGGGGCUCUUUAGCAGGAGGUAAUAAAAUUAACAUUAAGACAGCCCACACAAAGGAAAAGAACACACCUCCUAAUGCAUAUAUUUAAAUGAGGAGAAUACGCAGUCUAUAAAAAAUGGUUGGUUUCACAGCAGAAGUUGGAAUCUCUUUGUGCUGAGUGAGAGUUUCCCGGAGGAUGCAUCUUCUGUUUUGUCUUUUUUUUACUCAGUUCUUUGUCUCUGUUUUGUAAUGUCUUGGACUUUUGCUCUAGGUGAGAUGCUUAUUGUAAAGUUCUUCUUGGAUUGAAUUUCUCUGGAUAAAACUC
Poeciliopsis prolifica (blackstripe livebearer) is the source of this 1592-nucleotide messenger RNA. RefSeq names its product endonuclease V-like. Gene Ontology annotation, molecular function: RNA endonuclease activity producing 5'-phosphomonoesters, hydrolytic mechanism; single-stranded RNA binding. The transcript is spliced from 8 exons. The coding region runs from base 63 to 938 and encodes 291 amino acids. Gene Ontology annotation, cellular component: cytoplasm; nucleolus. NCBI's taxonomy places the organism in Eukaryota, Metazoa, Chordata, Actinopteri, Cyprinodontiformes, Poeciliidae. The record is from RefSeq and is a predicted model, not a curated record. Gene Ontology annotation, biological process: DNA repair.